AUUGAUUGACCUUCCUGAAAUGUGGCUAAGAAGUGAACAUGUUGGAAGACGGCUCCGAGGCCGUAUUAAUUCUACUGCUUCAUUCAGGGCGAAGGUUCCAGGACGGAUUCAAGGAGGUGUAAGGAAAGUUCCAGCGGUUAAUAAUAGCAGUCAGAGGCGGGCUCCAAAAAUCGACAAUCCUUCGACAUCAUCUGCGAGCGUAGUAAAUGAAGAAGCAUCCUUGAACUUACAACUAGAAAGCUCCAAAAAUGUGACCAAGAAAGAUCAAGACACUCUAUCAAAUCGGCUUAUAAACGAGUUGCUCCCUACGACAAUCGAGGAGAGCGUUGAUUUGUCUUGUUUAUUGCAGGAAGAAGCAAACUUGGAUUUAAAUAUCGACACCACUUCCCAAGUCUUGUCAGUAGUUGACAUAUUAUCAUUGCAUUAUUCAGCUAUCUGCAACAACACCGACAUUAGUAAUUGCAAUGACAAUGACGACAAUGACAAUGAAGACUACGACAGCGAGGUUGUUGCUGGCAGCGACAUGACGAACAUAGUAACUCAAGAGUCUCAGGAUGAUUGGCUGCCAUUCGACCCUUACGUGUUUAUCAAACACUUGCCGCCUCUGACGCCAGCAAUGCGAGCUCGCUGUCCAGCUCUGCCUCUGAAGACCCGCAGCUGUCCGGAGUUCAGUCUGGUCCUGGACUUGGACGAGACUCUGGUCCACUGCAGCUUACAGGAGCUCUCAGACGCGGCUUUCAGGUUCCCAGUGGUUUUCCAAGACGUCACUUACACUGUUUUUGUCAGAACUCGUCCUUAUUUUAGGGAGUUCCUGGAACAUGUCUCGAAUUUGUAUGAAGUAAUUUUAUUCACUGCGAGCAAGAGGGUCUAUGCUAAUAAAUUGAUGAACUUACUUGACCCCACGAGGAAGUUGAUCAAGUACAGACUGUUUAGAGAGCACUGUGUUUGUGUUAAUGGUAAUUAUAUCAAAGAUUUGUCCAUUUUGGGAAGAGAUCUGUCAAAGACGGUCAUUAUUGAUAACAGUCCGCAGGCGUUUGGGUAUCAAUUGGAAAAUGGUAUUCCUAUUGAGAGCUGGUUCGCCGACCGCUCUGAUAGCGAGUUGAUUAAACUAUUACCCUUCUUGGAGAACUUGGUUAUUUCUGGGGGAGAUGUCAGGCCACAUAUUAGAAAUGAAUUUAGAUUAUUUAGCUUUUUACCUCCGGAU
Cotesia congregata is the source of this 1204-nucleotide messenger RNA. NCBI's taxonomy places the organism in Eukaryota, Metazoa, Arthropoda, Insecta, Hymenoptera, Braconidae. The record is from the annotation of a GenBank genome assembly.